Messenger RNA from Penicillium odoratum, 1146 nucleotides. Its product is annotated as thioesterase-like superfamily-domain-containing protein. Lineage: Eukaryota; Fungi; Ascomycota; Eurotiomycetes; Eurotiales; Aspergillaceae. The coding region runs from base 1 to 1146 and encodes 381 amino acids. The record is from RefSeq and is a predicted model, not a curated record. The transcript is spliced from 3 exons.
AUGGCAGACACGUUACCAACGAGCUUGUCGACUGCAUUGGGAAUGGAACUCUCUCCUUCCAGCAAGGGAUUUGUUCUCGUGCUUUCAACGGAUAUUUCAUUCGGGGCAGUCAGCUGUGGGGGCUAUAUCGCCUGCUUGAUGACGAAAGAUGCCAUCAAUUAUGCUUCGAAGCAUGAGAAUCUACUACUACGGUCCCAAACAGAUGUGCGAACAUCAUUGGUUCGAUUCUACCGUCCGAUCAUUGAGAACAAACCAGUGGAAAUGCAACUGCGUGAAAUGAGCCUGGGUAAAGCAUGGUCCACCUUACAUGUUGAAACAUUCCAAUUCGAGAAAGUCGCUGCGUCUGCAGUUAUUUGGCUCACUAACUUCAAGCUCCCAGGCAUUAGCCUCCAGACAGGCUGGCAGUUGACUGCUACCCGCCCCGUGGAUCUGCGGAUGCUCGAAAUGGACAAUGAUCCCGAAUGGACAUCAUACCAAACAGCAUUCCAUCGAAAUGGAUUUCGGCAUGCCCACUCCUACGUGAGAACUUUCAUACCAAAAUCUUGGCCUCAGAUAAAGUUCACAGAGCAAUGGAUCUUACCCGGUUGGGAUUGCCUCCCAAAAGGGUCCUGUGUGGCCCAGAAAGGACAAGACAAAGCACGAUGGACGACAGAGAUGAUACAAUUUGCAAUAGACAUUAAUUUUCCUGUUCAAGAGAAUUUCUUCCCACAAGAAGACCGAUUACUGAUGGGCAAUAUUGCUGCUACUCUCAAAUUCGCAGAGGCUCAAAUGAAGGCUCGUGCAGAGGGAAAGCCGAAUUGGAGGGAAUUGGAGCUGGAUGGCUCAAUGAAGCCUAUCACCCAGAGUGUUAACGUGACAUUGAGUAUGUCGACAGAGAUCAAGAGAAACCUCCCACCUCAAGGUGUCCGACGGCUCUACUUGCGCACUGAGGCUAAAAAUAUUAUAAGUGGAAGGAUGGACCUGGAAAUCCUUCUUUGUGAUGAGAACAUGAACUUGAUUGCCAUUAGUCAACAUGUGGCACAGAUCAUCCCCUCAGCCCAGAAACAGGAAAAGAGUAGAAAAGGCGCAAUAUGUAAUCAAACUGAUAAUAUAAUACUCUAUGAUAGACCAUUUAUCGUGCUUAAUGGUGCUUCUUCCCGCAACUAA